GUUAGACAAGCAUUUAUAGACCGAGCUCAAACACCUUAAUCCGACCGAUCUAGUAUCAUCAUCAACUCAUAAUCCCAAGAACAUUCAACACUAUCAUUUGAACUUCAAUCAACCUUUCCUUCAUCAUGCGUCUUCUUGGCGCACCAGUCCUCCUCGCUCUCAUCGCUGGAGCGAAUGCCCUUCCCGUUGCUGACAAACGGGAUGCCGAUGCUGAGGCAGGAGGCCAUCCACCUCCCCCAGCAGACUAUGGAAGCUAUGCUCCAUACAAGUCCUACGCCCCGUACACUAGCUACGGAAGCUACAAACGGGAUGUGAACGAGGCCAAGAGGGGUGACCAUCCCCCUCCUCCACAUGAUGGAUACGGCAGUUACGCCCCAUACGACACUUACGCGCCCUACAAGAGCUACGGCAACUACAAGCGGGACGCUGAUGGCACUCCGCCUCCUGAGGGCGGGUAUGGGAGCUACGUGCCCUACAAGUCAUAUGCCCCGUACAAGAGCUAUGGCAACUACAAACGCGAUGCCGAUGGCUCUGCGCCUGAAGACGGGUAUGAAAGCUACGUGCCAUACAAGAGUUACGGCGACUACAAGCGGGAUGCUGAUGGCGAAGACGGAUACGAGAGCUACGUGCCAUACAAGUCUUACGCCCCGUACAAAGACUACAAGACUUACAGACGUGAUGGUGGCGAUGAUCCCCCUCCUGAGGGCGGAUAUGAAAGCUACGUCCCGUACAAGUCCUACGGCGACUAUAGUCAUGAUGUGGAAAUCCAGGGUAAAGAUUCCUAGAUUGGCCAUGAGAGUGGCACAAUGGGGUUCUGUCAAAAGUAGCCACCGCCAACGUGUCUUGGUUAAAUUUUAGGUGGUUAUGCGAUUGAGUGGAUAGUGAGUGCAAAAGAACGAGGUGGAUCUUGACUAAUUGAUCUUUUUGGUCCCGUAUUGUUUUGCUGUUUGAUGCUCGUCGACAAUGGGAGAGGUUGAAAAUGGGGAUAUUUCAAUUGGUAGUAUGAAGUUUCACGUAAAGUAAUUAUUGGUUCGCUCCGUUUUAUCCUGUUACUUCUACA
Molecule: messenger RNA, 1060 nt
Organism: Aspergillus steynii IBT 23096
Lineage: Eukaryota; Fungi; Ascomycota; Eurotiomycetes; Eurotiales; Aspergillaceae
Exons: 1
Coding region: 126-785 (219 amino acids)
Source: RefSeq, a predicted model, not a curated record